CGAGAAUGGCGCUCUCACACGGAAUGGUAACGUUAGGGCGCUUCGCGCUUAUUCUCCUUCUGUGUCUAAAGUUGAUUUUCAUCUGCUUAAAUGUAGUCUCUUGUAUUGUAUUGGGUCACUGGACUUUCACGGUAGGAAUCUUGUUGAUCUUGUCGACCGUUACGCUACAUAUUGUCGGGAUGAUAUCAUUUGGCGAAGCGUGGACACUUGGGAAACGACAUUAUUACUCUUACACUUGGUUUGGGUAUACUGGUCUUUUAAUAGUGGACAUUAUGGUAGUACUUAAACCGUAUCUACUAGUCGUAGAUGCAGAGCAAUAUAUUCCAUUUUGGCCAACGACUUUUGUCAAAGUUCUUUAUAUCACACCAUUUACUUUGCUGCUCUUUUUGAACACUGCUGGCGAAGAAGGCACCGAAUUUCACGGAGAAUCUAGAUGGUUGAUUGUUACAAUGUCUGCACAAAUAUUCGACGCCAUCGAUAUGAUAGACAAUGUUUUGAACGAUUAUGGCAAUGGGACACCUACAGGACUUGGAGUGGGCAUGAUUACCCUUGCUUUUGGAUGUCUGUUGCUUGCAGCGUGGGAGUUUCUAGAACUAGCGCAUCACUCACCCGGAAGCCAAAACGGAGCGAAGGUCUAUCGACUUAUCGUGUUGAUUCUCGUUAGCCUGGCAACUUUGAUAAUUCGAGCGGUGGUUUAUGUUGAUUAUGGUUGGAGAGAAACGACGCCGAUCGUCAAGAAUGUAAUCGUGAUAUGUAUAUCAGUCUCGGAAUUACGCCGUUGCUUUGGUCAGACUUCUCUAUAAACAUAUCUGGAUGAGGUACAACUAGGCCCGGCUAAAUCAGAUAAUCUGGUUUCGUCUUUCGCUCUGACAAAGCGCUAACGUCAGCUUUAGAAACCUUUUACGGUGGCCAAUUUACAUUAUCAACUUUGUGGAUAAAACUAAAUUAUCUUGUUCUACCCUUCACCGACGCAGCACCAGAGUUCCUUUAGAAAGUUACUACCUUUAUUCAUAGGGCUUAAAUUGGCACUCCUGAGCCACACCGAUUAUUUUAGCAAAACGGUGAUCUUAAAUGGGGGCUUCCUCGAUCAAAAGCUGUCUAUUGAUAACUCACAAUUAGCAAUUACUCGUUGAUGCUGAGCAUUUCAUGAAUAAUCAAUACCGAGGUCGGUGUUAUUUGCCGAAGCCGAAGGCUGAGGCAGAAAAUACAGUGGCGAGGUUUGAUACUUCUUGAUAUCAUGCGAACACCGAAUUUAAUCAUUGUUUUAAUUACACAUUUUUAAAACAAUCUGCAGAAGAAGACACUCUCAGAGUUUGCAAAAGCUUGAGAACGCUACACGAGCGAGGGGCUUAGAAACUUGGCAGCCUUUGAACUUGAUAUCUGCAGCAGAUCCCUUGCGAACUGAAUUCCCAGAUUUCUGGGAAUUCCUAGGAAUUCUCAAAAAUUCCCAAUUAUGCAAAUGACCCUUGCAAACUGAAUUCCCAGUUUUCUGGGAAUUUCUGGGAAUUUCUGGGAAUUCCUAGGAAUUCCUAGGAAUUCCUAGGAAUUCUCAAAAAUUCCCAACUAUGCAAAUUAACUCUGAUUUAAAAAGCUUGGAAUUACUGGGAAUUUCUGGGAAAGGAAGACUCCAGUUUUGUGAGGACUUGGAAUCCCUAGGAAUUCCUCGGAAUUCUCAGCUUUACAAACUACCUAUAAUUUAAGAAGUGUGGAACUCUUGGGAAUUUCUGGGAAUUGAAUUUGAGGCAAUUUUAAUACCCUGAGGUCCACAUAAAUUCUAAGAAAUUCUCAAUACCUUGAAUGUGAAGGUUUUAAGAAAAAGAGUAAUUUCAGAGGCUUAAAACUUUGGCUCAAUAAAAGGUAUGGUAUACAAAACUUACCAAGAGAUAUACAUACAUGUACAUGUUUAUAACUUAAAGAUCAUGAAAUUUAUUACUCAAACUAAGUUUUAGUAAAUCUUUACAUUAAUAUGGAUUUUCUCAUGAACCAGCUGUCAGUUAUGUUAAAUGGAAAUUGCCAACUUCCACAAUAAUUAACAAUAAUUACAUUGUUAUCUUACUUCCCUAACCUACAUUACUGGUUGCCUUUGUUAGAAAACCUUGGAACAGUCAAGCUCAGUUGCCUCAAACGCUGUCAGAGACUUUUUGUUGACAAUACUUUUAGUAGAAAUUUCAUGCCUUAGACAAACAAAUUCAACACCUAAUUAAUCUUUCUUUUUUCAUGAUUGUUGUUGCUGCUUUUUUUCAGUUUUUUGCUCUAUUUUCAUGACUAAUUGCUGUAAUUUGUUUUGCUGUUUUUAUUCUUACAAAACAUUUUUGUAAGAGUUCCAAUACUUGUGGAUCAUCCACACACUUUGCAAACAUUUGGCAUGCAGACAAGACAGAGGUAGUCAAUGUUCCCUUUGAGAAAAAACACCUUUUAAAUGACGUCUUCAAUUUACUUUAUUUGAAACUCUGAUCUGAAAAUAUUUGUCCACAAGACUUGUUAGUAGUGAGAAGUACCAACCAAGUUUCCUUUCAUAACUUAAUUUCUUAAAUGUCCCAAUCACUGGAUCUCCCAAAAAAAUAUUACAUCUUUUUAUUUUUGGUGCAAAUUAAAAGUCCUUCUUUAUAUAAAAAUGAAAAGUGCUAGUCACACUUCAAUAAUAACAGCUCUUAAGUUUACUUGUUGUUCUUCUCUGUCUGUCAGCUAUCAACAAAAUUGUUUUCUACUUCGGGCAGUGCAUAACUAUUUGUGGACCAGAGUUCCAACGUACCUCUGUAAUCGCAUAUAGCUACUCCUGUCUCUUGUACAAAUGUUUCUCCUUUGUAAGACGCACUCUACUCUGUUAUCAAUACAGCUUUAAGUUCAGUGGAAACGACUGACUGAGGAAUCGAGAUGGCGGUGUUGGAACGUGUUGCUGAACGCUUGUUACGGUCAAGCUUUGUAGAUUUAGGUACUGGUACACUGGGAUCAUCUAUGUAUCUCUUACACUUCCGAAUGUGGUAUCCUUCUUUUAUAAAUAUGAGGGUAAAAGACGAUUUGUAGUCGCAUUCAAAACUGUGAUUGGCUUGUGUUAUUUCUCACCUUUGCCAUUAACACAACUCAAGAGAGUUUCGAGUCUUUGUUUCCUCGACAACUUUCGGCCACAAAUCGUGCAUUUGUAAUACGAUCGAUUCUUGUCGAUUAUUUCUACAUAGAGUGAGCUCACAUCUUUAUUUAUAUCACCAAGCUAUCCAUCUUCUAGAAGCAGAGAACCGGUUGGAGAAGUCAGAAUAAAGUUAGGCGCUUCUCCUAACACUGCAAUCGGCAAGCCAGCGGAUUCACUUUGCUAGCCAAUGACAAGUCCUAAAAGAUCCACGUGAUCAUGCCCGUGAUCGGAAACAAAGAAGACUCCAUUUGGCGCUCAUCUUUGAAUGUACUUUUCAUCGGUUGAUCGCUUUUCUCAAUUGUUUUGCUUAAUAUAACAUUUCUAAAGAUAGCUUUUAUUGUGGUUCAAUGGGAAAACGAGAAUAGCGUGAGUGUUGUAAAAGAGAAGAAAGUCGUUGGCGCCGUGGAGUUAAAAGAAGGGACAACAGUUGACAUAUGGACCGGUACAAACAAGGGUCGAGUGGCCAUCUGUAAAGCUACGAUUUUGAAAGUUUGUGGUGAGUAAAAAUUGCGAUAUUCGUUGUGAUCAAAAUCUUAUAAAAGAAUAGAUGUAGCGGGUUGAAUUAAGCUUACAUAACGCUCGGCGCAACUGAAACUAGAAUAAUUCUGAGAAUCGAAUCGGUCACUUGCAUGCCGCAGUUUCUUAAGCUUAUGCUUUACAAUGAAAUAAACCUAUCAGUAAGGUUUCAAGAUUCCUCUAGUCACGUUUGGGAACAUUCAAGAUUCAUAACAAACCUUAGUACAUAAAGAAGCCCUCCUUGGUAAAAACAAAAUAAUGUAUUCAGCCCUUUUUUAGUAAAAUCCAUGAGAGAGAUGUACUAACUCCAAUAUAAAAGUCACUCAAUAUAACAGAGAUUUCUCAAUUUGAGAAUCCAAUGAAUGCCCUUUUCCUCAUAGCCAUCUUAAAAGCCUGGUCUGAGCUUUAAACAUACAUAUUUUAAUAUAUUAUUUUUUUUCAAAUUCAGAUGUCAAGGAAUCCAGAUACAAAAUGGUCAAGGUUCUUGUUGACAACCUCAUUCAAGGCCAACUCAUUGUGAUCCCAGGAAAAAAAAUACAAACAGUACAAACAGCAGCUAAGUUUGCAGUUUAGGAUAACUUCAUUCUAAUUUAUUGUUACAGUUACAACAAGAUUUUAAUCAAAAAAUCAAUUUUAUUUGUCUGUAAUUAGCCCCUUCACUCCCAAGAAUAUAACUAUAUAAAUAUAACUUAAGAUAUUGUUUUUUAUGGAAAAGAAUCAACAGAUUUUAUUCACAAUUUGUGUCAAACCAAAUUUAAUGAUUGAUUAGAACUAUUUUAUAUGAAUAGCUGUAAUUGAGGAUUAAUCCGUAUGAAGUUUUCAAGAAAAGAAAAAUAAAUCAAAUUCCAUCCUAAUAUUACCACACAUUGAUGUUAAUAAUUAAUCAAAAAUAUUUUACAUGUAAGCCUUAAUUAAGCUUCUAAAUAAAUUUCAUUGAAUACUUGAAUUUUAGCUGGAUUUUUUUAAUUUAAAAUAUUUAUUUUAUAUCAUUAGCCUCAAAUUUUUGCUUAAAAUUCCCAGUAAUUCUUAAACAUUCCUAAAAAUUCCCAAAAAUUCCCAGAAAUUCCCAGAAAUUCCCAGAAAUUCCUAGGAAUUUUUUAGAUUUACAGCUUUUCAGGGAAAGUCAUUGGUUCUCUGAGUUGGAAUUCCUAGGAAUUCCUAGGAAUUCCAAGUCCUGUUGGCUAUAAACUUGGAAUUUCUGGGAAUUUCUGGGAAUUUCUGGGAAUUUCUGGGAAUUUCUAGGAAUUUCUAGGUUUUUAGAACCAGAGUUGCUAUGGUUGGGAAUUCCUAGGAAUUCCUAGGAAUUCCCAGUCCGAAUUUACCGUGAAAAUUCACACCUUUAUUCCUAGGAAUUCCUAGGAAUUCCUAGGAAUUCCUAGGAAUAAAUUCCUAGGAAUUCCUAGGAUUUUCCUAGGAAUUCCUAGGAAUUCCAAAAGCCAUUUCGCAAGGGAUAUUGGGUUAUCAUAAUGAGUUACCAUGUCAACUUCACACACCAUCGUAUAUUGACUGAAUGCUCUCUAUUAAUCAAAGUUUUCAUAGCAUGUCUAAUGUUUAAUAAUGGAGUUUGUCUGUAAAGAUAAACCGUCCAAACUUUUACUUGGACGUCUUUGUUUGUUUAUAUGGUGUUGUAAAUUUUAAGAUUUAAAUUGCAAAUCCAAGUUAAAGUAUUCCUCUUUCUAAAACACUGGUUGAAAGCUAGGGUAUUGAUAUAAAUUGAAUGCUGAGUGGAAACAUCUGUCAUUUGAACUUUUCAAGCAACUGCUCAGGCACGAUAUUCACUCUGACAUAAAAAUUAGAAUCUUACAUGUUCUGUCUUCAAAAAUGUGUGUAUUGUCAGCACCUUUCAUCCCAUUACUAAUAAAUUUGUGCUAUCAAAUUAAAUUCUGUGACUAUGCUUCAUAUUCCUCUGUGCAUGUUGAUGAGUUGUAAGCACUGGAG
Molecule: messenger RNA, 5581 nt
Organism: Pocillopora meandrina
Lineage: Eukaryota; Metazoa; Cnidaria; Anthozoa; Scleractinia; Pocilloporidae
Source: the annotation of a GenBank genome assembly